Messenger RNA from Cokeromyces recurvatus, 1689 nucleotides. Its product is annotated as Endonuclease/exonuclease/phosphatase. The coding region runs from base 1 to 1689 and encodes 562 amino acids. The record is from RefSeq and is a predicted model, not a curated record. Gene Ontology annotation, cellular component: cytoplasm; nucleus; CCR4-NOT complex. Gene Ontology annotation, molecular function: protein binding; poly(A)-specific ribonuclease activity. The transcript has 5 exons. Gene Ontology annotation, biological process: nuclear-transcribed mRNA poly(A) tail shortening. NCBI's taxonomy places the organism in Eukaryota, Fungi, Mucoromycota, Mucoromycetes, Mucorales, Mucoraceae.
AUGGCUCGUUCAGCACCUGUGCCUUCUACAGUUACUAUUACAGAUCCAAAUAAUCCUAACAAAAUUUUUAAUCGUAUUACAAAUAGCAACAGUGGUGGUAAGAAUACGAAUACUACAACAUUGAUAUCCGCAAUGAAUAACAACAUGCCAUCAGAAGACGUCUGGUCUACGCUUGAUAUUGGUGGUAUAGGAUUAAAGAACAUUGCACCUGUACUUUGGACAUAUGAUUUCUUGACCGUUUUAUAUUUGAAUCAUAAUAAUCUAACUCAUUUAACAAGUGAUGUUGCUAAACUUGUGAAUUUGAAAACACUUGAUGUUUCUGGUAACAAACUCAAAUCAGUGCCACCUGAAAUAGGCAUGUUGGUUAAAUUACAUGAAUUGUUAUUAUUUGAUAAUAACAUUACAACUUUGCCUAAUGAGUUGGGAACUUUAUGUGAAUUAGAGAUGCUUGGUUUAGAGGGAAAUCCUAUUCAACCUGAAAUUAAAAGUUUAUUAUUAAGGGAAGGUACACAAGCUGUUAUUAUAUCUUUAAGAGAAAAUGCCCCAGUUGGUAUGCCACCACCUCAACGAGAAUGGAUUACGAUUGAAAACAAUAUACUAGAAGAUGAUAAUGAUAAAUUUUCUGUACUUUGUUAUAAUAUUCUUUGUCCGAAAUACGCUACCUCUCAAGCAUAUGGAUAUACACCUUCUUGGGCUUUGAAUUGGGAUUAUCGUAAAGAACAUAUUAUUUCAGAAGUUCUCAGUUAUAAUUCAGAUAUUAUCUGUUUACAAGAAGUAGCUAUAAAGGAUUAUGAAGGCAAAAUAGGAGAUGCAUUAAAAGAACAUGGAGAUUAUGAUAGUGUUUUCUUUCCAAAAUCUCGCGUAAAAACAAUGACUGGAAAAGAAAGAAAAGAAGUAGAUGGUUGUGCUAUCUUUUACAAAGCUUCAAAAUAUAAUUUAAUUGAGCAUCACUUAUUGGAAUACCAUCAAAAAGCAAUUCAGCGUCCUGAUUUUAAACAUAGUGAUGAUAUUUAUAAUCGUGUGAUGACAAAGGAUAAUAUUGCAGUCAUGAUUAUUUUGGAACAUAAAGAAAGCUUACGUCGACUGUUAGUAGUGAAUUCACAUAUCUUUUGGGAUCCACAAUAUGCAGAUGUCAAGUUAGUUCAAGUAGGUAUGAUGAUGGAUGAGAUUGAAAGUUUUGCAGCAAAGCAUCUAUCUCCACCUUCUACUUCACCUAAUGGCCCAACCUAUGCCUCUACAAAAUUGUUACCGACAAUUAUAUGCGGUGAUUUUAAUUCUGUUCCUGAAUCAGGCGUAUAUGAAUUCUUAUCAAAGAGUUCACUAUCACCUCAUCAUCCUGAAUUUGGUGGUCAUUCAUAUGGUAGUUACACGACAGAAGGAUUAACACAUCAUUUAUCUGUUAAAAGCUGUUAUAGUCACAUUGGUGAAUUAGAUAUCACUAAUUAUACACCUGAAUUUAAGGGAACUUUAGAUUAUAUUUGGUAUACUAAUAAUACACUAGAAGUGAUAACCUUACUUGGAGGCAUUAGACAAGAUUAUUUAGAUAAAGUAGUUGGCUUUCCAAAUCCACAUUUUCCUUCUGAUCAUAUUCCAUUAAUGGCAGAAAUUAGAAUUAAACUUCCUCUUCGUGAACAGAAUGAACCAAACUCUGGCUUUACAAAUAAUAAUAGUGCUUCACGUAAAAAAUGA